GCCACCCGGCUCUUUUUCUCUCUAUCUCUACUCUGCUCUGAACGCUACAAUUAAGAUACUUGUUGCCCUCCACCAACAAUGGACAUUCAGUCUCUCUUCUCUAUCAGCGGCAAGAUUGCUGUGGUUACCGGUGGUGGCAGCGGAGUUGGCUACAUGAUCUCCGAGGGGUUUGUCAAGAACGGCGCCAAGGUCUACAUCGUCAGUCGCAAGGCUGCCGUGCUGGAAAAGGCGGCCGCCACGCUGAACGCGAUGGGGCCCGGCCAAUGCAUCGCACUGCCGGGCGAUCUGCAGGAUGUGGGCAGGGUCGCCGAGCUGGGGGCCGAGCUGGCGGAGCUGGAGCCCAGCGGCAUCGACAUUCUGGUCAACAACUCUGGCGCCAACUGGGCCACUAGGGACUUGGCUUCAUAUCCGGACUCGGCAUGGACCAAGGUGCUGGGUCUCAACCUGCAGCGCGUGUUUACCAUGACGCAGCAGCUGCUGCCGUUGCUCGAGAGGCGCGGCACCAGGGACGACCCGUCGCGGAUCAUCAACAUCGGCUCGAUCAACGGCUUGACGGUCACCCAUCUUAUAACUCCUGCGUACUCGGCAUCCAAGGCUGGCGUCCACCACCUGACAAGGGUGCUGGCGGCAAACCUGGGCGGCAAGCAUGUCACUGCCAAUGCCAUUGCGCCAGGGCCGUUCGAGUCGCAUAUGAUGGCGGCGACGCUGAAGAAUGAGGGCAGCAAGAUCGUCAGUGGCAUUCCCUCGGGGCGUAUUGGUAGGCCGUCCGACAUUGCUGGGCUGUGCGUCAUGCUCAGCUCCCGCGGCGGAUCGUAUAUCAACGGCGCUGUCAUCCCGCUCGACGGCGGCAGCACUAUCGCCAACCAGACCUACGACCACGCCAAGCUAUAGGCCCUGGCUCAGGCUGCCGCAGGUCACGCUAGCAAGCAAUUGGCAAACUGCCCAAUCGGGGCGGCCGCUUCAGGGUUGGGCCAUCAUCUAUUUACAAGCGAAAAGUUGCUCGCAGGCCUCGCGCCUUGCCCCCGAAACCUGUCAGUUCCCAGCACGCCUUUCACCUCUCUAUAUUUUCGUAGUAUUAAUUGCUUCCCCCAGCACUUAUGAAGGCAGUUGGCGAAGAAAAGUUUGACUUUACAGCGGUGCAGGAGGUCUGGCUCUCGUGGGCCGAC
Messenger RNA from Linderina pennispora, 1166 nucleotides. RefSeq names its product rhamnolipids biosynthesis 3-oxoacyl-reductase. The coding region runs from base 79 to 891 and encodes 270 amino acids. The transcript has a single exon. The record is from RefSeq and is a predicted model, not a curated record. Lineage: Eukaryota; Fungi; Kickxellomycota; Kickxellomycetes; Kickxellales; Kickxellaceae. Gene Ontology annotation, molecular function: oxidoreductase activity.